This is a messenger RNA of Gadus macrocephalus (Pacific cod), 2901 nucleotides long. RefSeq names its product nuclear factor 1. Gene Ontology annotation, cellular component: nucleus. Gene Ontology annotation, biological process: regulation of transcription by RNA polymerase II. Lineage: Eukaryota; Metazoa; Chordata; Actinopteri; Gadiformes; Gadidae. The record is from RefSeq and is a predicted model, not a curated record. The coding region runs from base 489 to 1238 and encodes 249 amino acids. Gene Ontology annotation, molecular function: DNA-binding transcription factor activity, RNA polymerase II-specific; RNA polymerase II cis-regulatory region sequence-specific DNA binding. The transcript has 2 exons.
CGGACUGAACCGGUAGCGCGCCGUGCUUUGCCAAGCCUUUUUUUUUUUCCUCACUUGUUUUUCUUUUUUCAAUAGAAUCUAUUCACUUUAGAAAUCCUGCAAGAAUUUUCUUGGAUUUUUUUUUCUAUUUCUAUAUUUUCUGUAUUUAUUGAUUUUUUUUUUCCAUACUUCAACCUCUACUUCGGAGAAAGAGGCUGUUGAACUUUUCUGUCCUCUUCUUCUUCGGUGCUUGGGAAUGGCACCCCUCGAGCCGUUGCUGUGAGAGUACCUCCUGUGUUUUGGUUCCGGUAUUACACUUUUCCCCCACUCAUAUGAGCACCCACCCCCCACCACCCACUCACCCAGCGAGUAAUUUUUUUGCUCUUUAGUUUUCUGCAAUUACUUGAUCGCUUGUUGCGGUGGUUCUGACCCACAUCAGUCGCUGAACAAUUGGAGCCUUUUUGGGUUUCUUUAUACACGGAGGGCUGAGUUUAUGAUGAGAGAGAGAAAUGGAUGAGUUCCAUCCCUUCAUCGAGGCCCUGCUGCCCCACGUCCGUGCCUUCGCCUACACCUGGUUCAACCUGCAGGCCCGCAAGCGCAAGUACUUCAAGAAGCACGAGAAGCGCAUGUCCAAGGAGGAAGAGCGUGCGGUCAAGGACGAGCUGCUGGGCGAGAAGCCCGAGAUCAAGCAGAAGUGGGCGUCGCGCCUGCUGGCCAAGCUGCGCAAGGACAUCCGGCCCGAGUUCCGCGAGGACUUUGUGCUCACCAUCACGGGCAAGAAGGCCCCGUGCUGCGUGCUGUCCAACCCCGACCAGAAGGGCAAGAUCCGGCGUAUCGACUGCCUGCGGCAGGCAGACAAGGUGUGGCGGCUGGACCUGGUGAUGGUGAUCCUGUUCAAGGGCAGCCCUCUGGAGAGCACGGACGGAGAACGGCUGGUCAAGUCGCCCCAGUGCUCCAACCACGGCCUGUGCGUCCAGCCCCAUCACAUCGGGGUGUCGGUGAAGGAGCUGGACCUCUACCUGGCCUACUUCGUCCACACGCCAGGUACGUGGCCCUACCACCUCCUAUUGAGGGAUAGCAGCUGUGUCAUGUGCGGGGGGGGGGAUGUGCGCACGAGAGUAGCAUGUGUGACGUGUGUGUGUGACGUGUGUGUGUUCCUGACAUUUUCAUGCACACACGCACAAACAUACACAUACACAUACAGGCACACGCAGACACACGCAUACACACACACAAACAUAUGUCAACGUAGGACAUAGAAACCUUGGUACACACACGCACACACACACACACAUAUAUGUCGACAUAAGACAUAUAAACCUGGGUACAAACAUGCACACGCAUGCAUACACAAAUAGCCACAUAUUUAUUCAUCAGAUGGUAGCACUUUAUUUAAACCACUUGUUUAUUAAACCCGUCAAAGACAUUUGGAACAACAAAAAAGAACAAGACAUAAAUAUUUUUUUUAUACAUUUUAUUAUGUUUUCAAUUUAUAUAAUUGACUUAUUAAUUGAUUAAUGAAUUAAUGAAUUAUGAAGUGAUGUUAAACAUAGUAGAUUAUAUAAAAUGUACAUUGCUUUUUAAUUAAUAUUUAAUUAUUUUCUCACAUCUUCAAAAGCAGAUAUGAAGUAAAUACGUAUAUUAAGAAGACAUUUGGCUGAUGCUCUGGCUUGUAUUUGUGCGUCACAUUAUUACACUGCAUACGCACAUACACUUUUAAGAACAGAUAUUGUCUCUGUGUUGCACGCUGUAAGAAUGUGUUCCUAUGGCAUAGAAUUUCUUUUUAAACCUUGUUGUAGCUUUAUGGCUUUUUAAAGCAACUAUUUAGUGCUGAGAGGUUGGCUUGGUCAUAAGUGGUGUGUGUAUGUGUAUGUGUGUGUGUUUGUGUUCAACCCUAAAGUCAAACGCAUGCAUAGUCAUACAAUCCUGUACUCUCAUAGUUAGCAUUUCAGUCAUGGUCACAUUCAAAAAGGGGUUAAAUAUACUUAUAUUCAACUAAAUAACCACCAACAAACAAGGCAUGAGCACAACACAAAAAGUCUGUCAUGUACUUUUAGCCAAAGAGCGUUUGGUGUGCUGCGGACACUCAGACAGCCAACAGCCACAGUGCAUGCUCUCGGCCAAACAUUAUCAUAGAUACAGUUGGAUUCAGCCAAACAUCACGGAUACACACAUACGUGAUCCCCCACACACACACUCACGCAUACACACGGCCAGCCGCUGCUGCAGUUCAGCGAAGUGUGUGUACUGUCGCUGGACGUGUAGCCAACACACUGGCCCUGUUGUAGAUUUUUAAAACCUGGCCAAAAACACUGAUCGCUCUCUCUCUCUCUCGCUCUCUUGCUGUUUCUCUCUAUCUCUCUCACUCUCUCUCUAAAAUUCAACACUGUUAUGGCCAAAACCUUCAAAACACACUGUGCUUCGCCAUUGACUGGCGACAAAAAUAUAAAACACACACACAAACACACACUAACACAUACACACACACACACACACACACACACACACACACACACACACACACACACACACACACACACACAUACAAACAACCUAAUAUUAUCUCAACUGAACAUUUCUGGAGUCACCCAGUUUCGACACACACACACACACACACACACACACACACACACACACACACACACACACACACACACACACACUCACAUACAAUAAAAACAGAUUUGUUCUUCAAACACACUAAAUGAUGCCCAAAUAUCUACACUAAUUUGAAUAUAACCAAGCGCUCCUGCACCUGUCUCUCUUUCUCUAUCUCGCUCUCUUACACACACACACACACACACUCACACACACUCUCACACACACACACACACACACACACACACACACACACACACACACACACACACACACACACACACACACACACACACACACACACACACACACACACACACACAC